CUUUCCAGAAACCAAAAUGCCGGAAAGCACAAGCGUGAAGGAUGAUGAAUCGCUGAAGCUGGCCAUAGCCAUCUCCCUUCUUCGAUCAAAGGCCCAACAAGAGAAGAGGAAGGAGCCAAAUACGCUCGAUCCUUCACAAUCUGAUGCUCUCCGCUGGAAGCAAAAGGCGAAGGAGAGGAAACAAGAGCUUUUGAGGCUUAGAGAAGAUCUAAAGGAAGCGCAAGAUGCUUCGCAGUGUGAACUGUUCCCAGAAAGUGCAUCUUGCAAGUGUUUAUUUCUUCGAAAAGUUGGGGAAUCGAGUGGUCAGAAAAUUGAGAAUAGCUCUGUCAGCAGAUUCAACGACGUCCUUCGCCGUCGAUUUCUCAGACAAGUGCGCUUUAAGGAAAGAAGUAGAAGAGUGAGCACUUCAAGUCAGCGAAGACCAACAUUUGGUUCAACAGUCGAGGAUGAAACAGAGCAGCUUAGGUCAUCCGUUGAUUUUCUAUUGGAGCUCUGCGAGACCGUUUCACCCUAUUUUCUUCUUAUCCAUCUUGAAAUAUUGAACGUCUUUUCUGCAGCUUCAUUGAAGAAUCUUCUGUCAAUGAGAAGGAAUCUGGAACUUGUUGAAGGAAUUAUCAGCAACUUAGUUACGCGUUUAGUGAGGCAGAUGUGUUCUCCCUUGCAACCAGAUGGGUCUGAACGAGCUGGCCCUGAUGCACAGAUUUAUAUUCAGCAUUUGAUUCGAAAACUAGGAAUUGAGCCGUACAUUGGUCAGCGAGCAAUAUUUUCGGUUUCUCAGAGAAUUUCUGUGCUGGCAGAACGCUUGCUUUUCUCUGAUCCUUUUGAUGAUGGCUUUCCUGAUAUGCAUGAAUGUAUGUUCAUAAUGAUCCAGCUUAUCGAGUUUUUGGUGUCAGAUUACUUCUUAGAGUGGUCAAAAGCUGAAGAUUUAGACAACGUUCUCCUCGAAGAUUGGGUGACGUCAAUUCUGCAUGCAAGAAAGGCAUUAGAACUCUUGGAAAGCAGAAACGGACUUUAUGUUCUCUAUAUGGACCGACUCACAGGUGAAUUGGCAAAACGAGUGAGUCAGGCCUCAUCUCUUCAGAACUUUAAACCGGACAUCUUUAAUGCCUUGUUCGGUUAAGUAUGAUCUGUUGGCAAAUUGCAAGUAAUCAGCUAAAUCCUUUUCUAUUUCUUCUGUUCAUGCGAGUUAGUAUAAGGGUUUGCUGCUGUCACAUGCAACACCUUUUUUAUUUUCUCGUACUCAUCAAAAUUCAUUUUAGCAAAUUGUGUUAUGCCUGAUAUUGCACCUAUGAGGUAGAUUGGAUUACUGGGGAUGGAAUUGCUAUUUUAUGUAGACUUUUCCCCCAAAAAAAUA
Neltuma alba is the source of this 1354-nucleotide messenger RNA. RefSeq names its product protein MULTIPOLAR SPINDLE 1. The record is from RefSeq and is a predicted model, not a curated record. Gene Ontology annotation, biological process: chromosome segregation; meiotic spindle organization; meiotic DNA double-strand break formation. NCBI's taxonomy places the organism in Eukaryota, Viridiplantae, Streptophyta, Magnoliopsida, Fabales, Fabaceae.